Molecule: messenger RNA, 444 nt
Organism: Caenorhabditis briggsae
Lineage: Eukaryota; Metazoa; Nematoda; Chromadorea; Rhabditida; Rhabditidae
Exons: 3
Coding region: 1-444 (147 amino acids)
Source: RefSeq, a predicted model, not a curated record
AUGUCAAUGUACCAGAAAAAUCUGAAAAUUGGAAUUUUCGGAUUACUCUUUUGUGCCAUGGUCCAAAGAUGUGCAUGGUUUUAUAUGAAGGGAAAGCUUGAGAUCGGGUUCCCUAUUCUCUGCAUCUCCGACACAUUUUCCAUGUUAUCGAUUUUGAUUUUUCUUCUGGAAGGUUCCACAGCAUGCGAUGUUCGCUACAAGCGUUGGAAGGAAUAUUCAGUGUUUACUGUAGUUUUUACAGUAAUCAGCACUUAUACAUUGCUCAGGUUUAUCGGAGAUUAUUACGACCUAAUGUUUCACCUGGCCUACAGUAUUACUGUAGCCGUCCACAUCAUUGAUGUCCACGUGUUAUCAUGCAAUCAGAUUCGAGUGAAUCUGAUGGUCCCGGUGCCCAAAAAACCCCAGGAAAAUCAAUUGAUUUUGGGAGAGUCUUUCAUGGUUUAA